AUGGCGGAUUCAGUGGCUCAAGACGCUCAUGGGUAUGACCAUGACAAUUUGCGCCAUGUGGUUAUCACAUCGACGUGUUUUGCUUUUAUACUGUCUACUACAGCAGUCGGUUUCAGAAUCAUUUCCCGGGCAAUCAAUGGAAAGGGCCUCUUCUUGGAUGAUUGGCUCAUUAUCCUGGCGCUGACACUAUUCACAGGCGCGAUUCUAUAUACCGGCUGUAUCUUGUUCAUCAAACUAUCCAUCCUUGCUCUCUACAGGAGACUCUUUCCCACCAAGAGCAUGAAGGCAGCUGUCAACAUUACAUCCCUUAUCGUGAUUCUAUGGGCCGCCUGUGGUAUUCUUGCUGGAUGCUUUACUUGUAUACCAACCGAGAAAGCAUGGUACCCAAUGCUAGAAGGCGGCUGCAUGAAUCUCUCCAAGUUUUACUACGGUCUUCAGAUCCCGAACAUUGCGACUGACGCAAUCAUUUUGGUUAUGCCUAUGCCCAUCGUUUGGAAGCUCCCUAUCUCCAAGGCUCAAAAGACGGGUCUUUCUGCCAUCUUCGUUCUCGGAGUGUUGACCCUUGCCUUUGAUAUUGUCCGACUGGUUGUCUUGAUUGAUCUCUCUAAAAGGGCGGACGACAUCACUUAUGACCAAGUCCCAUCGAGCGUGUGGACAUGUAUUGAGCCCGCUGUUGGAAUUGUGGCGGCCUGUCUUGCCAAUAUGCGUCCUUUGUUUAAUUUCAUGCACGUUAGAGUAUGGUCCAAAAUUACAACUCGCUAUGCCACCAACUCGAAAAAUUCCAGUGCUUCGCAGAUCAACGAAAAGGGAAAUUGGAAGCACUCGACACCAAGCCCUGAGCCCCAACACAACCACAGCGCUCCCUCGAGUCCUAUUAGCGACAACUCCCACUCAUCUUCCCUGGGCCAGUCGCCGGCCCAUAAUCAAUCGGCCGUCUAA
Penicillium salamii is the source of this 939-nucleotide messenger RNA. The record is from the annotation of a GenBank genome assembly. Lineage: Eukaryota; Fungi; Ascomycota; Eurotiomycetes; Eurotiales; Aspergillaceae.